AAUGCAUUAAAAUAAUGCUGAUCUAAUAAGACCAGGUUGUAGAGGUGGACACGAUUAAUUUAAUUGGGAAUCAUUGAGAACAAUGAAAUAUCAUGAUCGUGAAUAAUAUUUGGGUUAAACAACAAUUAUUGGAUAUUUGGAUAAGGGAGGAAAAUGGAGAAAGAAAAAUUGGUAUAAUAAAAUAGAAGAUCGUAAUGGUAUUGAUUUUAAUUGUAUAAUAAUAUUAUAUUAUAAAUUAGAAUUAGACGAAGAAUUUAAAAGAGCAAAAGAUGAAGAUGAAAGAAGAAUAAGAAUUACAUUAGGUUUAGAAUAACCAAAUGAAUAAAAAUAGAUGUAAGUGAAAUUAACCAAAGAAGAAAUGGCAUAGUUAACUAGAAAAUCUAAAAUUGAUUUUGAUGAUGAAUUUAAUAAUGAUAAGAAGGGUUUGGGAAAUGGUCCCAUGAAGAGAUAAACUAAAAAUACAGAAGCUUAAUAUUUAUUAGAAGCUUAUGGUGAUUAAGAUUAAUACUAAGUUUAAAUGAAAAAAGAGGAAGAUGGAUGUAUUGAGAAGAAAAUUAAAAAAGAAAAAAAGAAGAAGGAAAAAAAAGAGAAGAAGAAUAAAGAGGAAAAAAAGAAUAAAAAACAUAAAGAGAAUGAAGAAAAAAAAGAAAGGAAAAAAAAAAAAUGA
Molecule: messenger RNA, 667 nt
Organism: Paramecium sonneborni
Lineage: Eukaryota; Ciliophora; Oligohymenophorea; Peniculida; Parameciidae
Source: the annotation of a GenBank genome assembly